Molecule: messenger RNA, 405 nt
Organism: Ostertagia ostertagi
Lineage: Eukaryota; Metazoa; Nematoda; Chromadorea; Rhabditida; Trichostrongylidae
Source: the annotation of a GenBank genome assembly
AUGUUGUUCGUCCUCGCACUACCACUCCUCUUCCUAGCUGGUUUCAACGCUGAAGCAGAACCAACAACGAAGAUUCCGGACCUCGUGAAGCAAAUCGGAACGGACGUGUUCGUGGAGAUAAAUAAACAUUGGAACGAAUUCAUGGAAUGGGAUGAAGGAUUGUCUGGCUUUGCAUUGGUAGAAUCAGUGAAGCCGGACACGAUGGCAACUCCGCAAGAGAUAGGCUGGAAGAAGAUAAGAGCGAACAGGACGUUCAAUGGCGACUACAGAAACGUCACGGUCAAGGUGAAAGAAACCUUGGAGGAGGCCUUCAAAAAAGAGGGCCCCGAAGUCAAAAAACUUCGUCGGGGUACAACUUACGGAUGUAAUGGUGUUUUCUAUGAGUGGGCAACGACGGCGCAAUGA